AUGCAAGAAAAUUAUGGUGCCAGAUUACUUCGUUUUCAUCAAUUUUGCAACUCUCGGAAGAUACCAGAGUCCUCAUGCAUGCCAGCUUCAGAUAAUCUUCUCGCCCUUUUUGUCGCAUCCUGGGCCAGUAAAAUUGCCACAAUGACUGUAGAGAAUUGGCUCGCUGGUCUACAUUUUUGGCACACCAUGCAUGGCGUGCCAUGGCAUGGUCACGCCUUACUACACAUGUCUACAGCCGGGGUGAGGAAACUUGUCCCAGAGGUGUCGAAAUGUCUGCGUAGACCUCCAGUUACACUCGAACAUAUGCACAUGCUUUACUGUAAUCUUGACCUCUCGAACACAUUUGAUGUGUCUGUUUUUGCAGUGGCAUCUAUCGCCUUUUGGUCAUGUUGUAGACUUGGCGAACUCAUCAUCAACUCUGCUAACUCCUUUGAUGCAUCCCGUCAUGUUGCAUGUGCCGUCCAGAUAACUCGCAGAUCCCCUGCCAACGGCGUAUCUUGGUCAUCUUUCUCCAUCCCUUGGUCAAAGACAACACUUGGCGCAGGCGCCAAAAUCAUCUUGUCUCACGUUGACGACUUCACAAACCCUGUAACAGCCCUUAACCACCAUAUAUCAGCCAAUGCAAUUGUUCCUCCCCAUGCACCUCUAUUUGCCUUUGAGACAGCCAGCGGGGGAUGGGCACCUAUGACUCGACUGUGGUUCCUCACAUGCUGUAACCAAGUCUGGAAAGGAGCCAGUUUAUUGGAGCUCACAGGUCAUUGCUUUAGAACCGGAGGGGCAACAGAACUCCUACUCAGAGGAGUUCCACCAGAUGUUGUGGCAGUACAAGGCCAUUGGAAAUCCCAGGAAUUCUUAGAAUAUUGGCAUAAAAUUGACUCCAUCCUUCCUCUUUUGUCACAUCAUUCCAUGACCCAAUCAUCCAUGGACUCUUUUAACCGUCGUUACAAGUAG
Molecule: messenger RNA, 951 nt
Organism: Suillus discolor
Lineage: Eukaryota; Fungi; Basidiomycota; Agaricomycetes; Boletales; Suillaceae
Exons: 3
Coding region: 1-951 (316 amino acids)
Biological process (GO): DNA integration; DNA recombination
Molecular function (GO): DNA binding
Source: RefSeq, a predicted model, not a curated record